This is a messenger RNA of Lodderomyces jiufengensis, 1887 nucleotides long. RefSeq names its product Apg7p (gene APG7). NCBI's taxonomy places the organism in Eukaryota, Fungi, Ascomycota, Pichiomycetes, Serinales, Debaryomycetaceae. Bases 1 to 1887 code for a protein of 628 amino acids. The record is from RefSeq and is a predicted model, not a curated record. Gene Ontology annotation, cellular component: phagophore assembly site; cytoplasm. Gene Ontology annotation, molecular function: Atg8 activating enzyme activity; Atg12 activating enzyme activity. Gene Ontology annotation, biological process: protein modification by small protein conjugation; piecemeal microautophagy of the nucleus; autophagy of mitochondrion. The transcript has a single exon.
AUGACAUCAUUGAAAUUUAUACCAAUCCAAUCGUUUAUAGACUCAUCAUUCUUCACAAAAUUAGCAGAUUUAAAACUAAAUAAAUUUAAACUAGAUUCUACUACGACCAAAAUACGAGGUUAUCAAACAAUACCUUCAAAAUUAAAUAAGUUUAAUGAUACUCCAAUAAUAAAUUUGGAUGAUGAUAGUUUUGAAAAUGUCGAGGAAGAAGAUAAAUGGAGUUUUAAUGGAGAGAUAUUAAAUGUUAAUACUAUUGAAGAAUUUAAAAACCUAAAUAAAUUGGAGCUUUUACAAAUGCGGGGUCAAUUGAAUUAUGAUAAAAUAGUAAAUGCUGAUUCAUUUGACUGGGAAAUUUUUAACUCAUUUUAUGUGUUGAGUUUUUCUGACUUGAAGAAGUAUAAAUUUUAUUAUUGGGUUGCAUUUCCUACAAUAAAUAAUAAUUGGACAAUUGAAGAGGAAUUACAAAUCGAUGAUGAUAUAAUUGAUAUACUACGAGAGGAAUCGAACAUAAUCAAUGGACAAUUUUACCAAUUAAACUCAAAUACACUUUCGAAUAGACUAGAUGUACUGAAAUCUCCAACAUUUGUUUUCUUCGAUACUUGUCUAAACAAGGAAAUGAAACCCUCAGUACAACUAAAGAACUAUUUAUUUUACCUAUCUCACAAAGGAAUAAAAGAAAUAGAAUUGAUAACCUACAGAAACAAUGGAUCAUCAAUCAAACAAAAACUAAAAUUUGAAUCAACACCUACCCCACCAAAAUUCACAGGAUGGGAAAGAACAAAUGAAGGAAAAUUAGGUCCUAAACUUGCAAACUUGGGAUUAUUAAUUGAUCCAUUCCAAUUAGCCAAGCAAGCUGUAGAGCUCAAUUUAAGAUUAAUGAAGUGGAGAAUUGCACCAGAACUAGAUCUAGAUAUUUUGAAGAAACAAAAAGUUUUGUUGUUAGGAGCUGGUACUUUAGGUAGUUAUGUUGCAAGAGCUUUGUUAGGUUGGGGUUUUAAUGAUAUUACUUUUGUUGAUAAUGGAAGAGUUUCUUACUCAAACCCGGUUAGACAACCUUUAUUUAACUUUGCUGAUUGUUCAAGUGAUAAUGGUAGAGGUGAGUUGAAGGCUCAAAAAGCUGCUGAAAAUUUGAAAAAGAUAUAUCCUGGAGUUAAUUCUACUGGAAUUAGUUUGGAAGUACCUAUGAUUGGCCAUUCUAUAACUGAUGAACCAAAGCAAAAAGUAAACUACAAUAAACUUAAUAAAUUAUUUGAUGAAAAUGACGUUGUAUUUUUGUUGAUGGACUCAAGAGAAUCAAGAUGGUUACCAACCGUAUUAGGAACAGCAAAAGAUAAGAUAAUCGUAAACGCAGCAUUAGGAUUUGACAGUUACUUGGUUAUGAGACAUGGAAGUAUUGCACAACAAGAAGAUGAAAGAUUAGGUUGUUAUUAUUGUAAUGAUGUUGUUGCACCAGAAGAUAGCUUGACGGAUAGAACAUUAGAUCAAAUGUGUACAGUAACAAGACCAGGUGGUGCAUUAUUAGCAUCUUCAUUAGCUGUUGAAUUAUUAGUUUCAAUCUUACAACAUCCAAAAAAGCAAUUGGUGAAGCAUAACACAGUAACGAAAUUUGGUACGAUACCGCAUCAAAUAAGAGGAUUUUUAAAUAACUUCAGUCAAACUCAACUAUUUACACCAAAUUAUAAACAUUGUUCAGCUUGUUCAGAAAAAAUAAUUGAAAAAUAUAAAGAAGAAGGUUGGGAGUUUAUCAAGAGAUGCUUGAAUGAUACUAAAUAUUUAGAAGAGAUAUGUGGACUACAGAAAGUACAAGAAGAUGCAGAAAAGGCUUUGUUAGAAAUGACUAUUGAUGAGGAUGAUGAGGAUGAUGAAUUUGAUGAUGAGAUUGUAUAG